Cuscuta campestris is the source of this 1367-nucleotide messenger RNA. NCBI's taxonomy places the organism in Eukaryota, Viridiplantae, Streptophyta, Magnoliopsida, Solanales, Convolvulaceae. The record is from the annotation of a GenBank genome assembly.
AUUAAUACACUCAUUAUUCAUAUUAUCAAUUAUCAUAUAUUUUUAGUUUAUUACUAAUAUUAUAUUUCAAAAGUUUCGAAAUUUAAUAUAUAAUUAAUAUUUUUAAAAUAUUCUUUAAAUAAUUUAAAUAUAUAAUUUUUAUUUUAAAUAUAUUCUUUACUUUUUGAAAUAUUCGAAAUUUUAAUAUAUAUAAAAUUUCGAAAAUUUAUUAAAUUUUAGAAAUUUAAUAUAUUAUUUUUUUAAAUAUAAGAAAAAAUAUAUAUUAAAAUGUCGAGAGAGUCUGGUAGAAGGUCCGUGGAUAUGGGCGCCGUGAACCGAAGUUUGAGGAGAGGCAAAGCUAAAGCCACCUCCGACGGUUCGACCUCACGCGGUUCUCGAGGAAGACACUCCGUCUCUUCCUUUCCUACUAUCCCCGAUCAAUUCAUCGGGGACGAUAUGACGGAUGAAGAUUUCGACCAGUACAUUUCUGGUAGAGGGGACGCGAAUCUCCCCACUCUUGAUAGUUUAUUCGAGGAUGUUGAUGAAUCAAAACUGGGCAAUCUGGACAGGGACGAGGAGCCUACACCGCACAACAACGACGUCGAUGUGGAGGCAGGUGAGCCCGAGACCUCUCGAGGUCCGGACAAAGUGAACCCACAAAACAUUCCCCAAAAUGAUCAAAAUGUCGGAGGUCAACCUCAUGCCAUGCUACCUACAUUAAUGGUAAACUUCUUGCAACAAAUGACUCAUACCCCUAUGUUUCAACCACCUCCACCACCACUUCGUUUGAUCACUUUCAAAACCUUGAAAGAUAAUGGUGCUGAGGAGUUCCUGGGAGAUCGAAUUGUCGAACCCCAGAUCGCUCUUGAAUGGAUCGAGCAGACUGCUCGUGUACUGCAAAAUUUGAACAUACCUCUUGCUGAUCAUCCAAAAUUUGCAUCUCAAUUGCUCCAAAAGGAAGCCUAUGAAUGGUGGAAACGCACUGACGAAAAUCCAAACACACCCAAACCGUGGACUUGGGAAUUCUUCGAUUGGGCGUUCAAGAAGGAAUAUAUUCCAGCCCGAUUCCGUGAACAGAAACGUGCCGAAUAUAUUCAAUUGAAGCAAGGAGAUAUGACACUCCCUGAAUACCGACAAAAAUUUGUCCACCUCGCUCAAUUUGCAACCACACUAGUGAGCACAUCGGCUGACCGCAUUGAGGAGUUUCGCAAAAGACUUCGACCUGAUCUCAGGCCGCACGUAUCUACUAUUCAAACUAUGGAUUUCAUUGAGGCAUACGACCUUGUAACGCCACAAAAUAUGGCCUAAAAUUUAUUAUAAAAUAAAAGUAGUUUUAUCCAAUAAGGAAUAUUUAUACGUUUGACCAAAAAUAAAUGGAUUUCCAAAAU